This is a messenger RNA of Hippopotamus amphibius kiboko, 1275 nucleotides long. It is a transcript of the gene LHFPL1, whose product is annotated as LHFPL tetraspan subfamily member 1. Gene Ontology annotation, cellular component: membrane. The record is from RefSeq and is a predicted model, not a curated record. NCBI's taxonomy places the organism in Eukaryota, Metazoa, Chordata, Mammalia, Artiodactyla, Hippopotamidae. Bases 16 to 678 code for a protein of 220 amino acids. The transcript is spliced from 3 exons.
GAGAGACCUGGGACCAUGAGGAGCAGCCUGACCCUGGUGGGGACCCUCUGGGCCUUCCUGUCCCUUGUUACUGCUGUGGCCAGUUCUACCAGUUACUUCCUGCCUUACUGGCUCUUUGGAUCCCAGCUGGGGAAGCCAGUGUCAUUCAGCACAUUCCGGAGGUGCAACUACCCUGUGAGGGGAGAGGGGCAGAGUCUGAUCAUGGUGGAAGAGUGUGGGCGCUAUGCCAGCUUCAGUGCCAUCCCAAGCCUGGCCUGGCAGAUGUGCACGGUGGUGACAGGUGCUGGCUGUGCUCUGCUGCUCCUGGUGGCACUGGCUGCUGUCCUAGGCUGCUGCAUGGAAGAACUCAUCUCCAGAAUGAUGGGACGUUGCAUGGGAGCCGCACAGUUCGUGGGAGGACUGCUGAUAAGCUCAGGCUGUGCCUUAUACCCCUUAGGAUGGAAUAGCCCGGAGAUAAUGCAAACAUGUGGGAAUGUCUCCAAUCAAUUUCAGUUAGGUACCUGUCGGCUUGGCUGGGCCUAUUACUGUGCUGGAGGUGGUGCAGCUGCAGCCAUGUUGAUCUGCACCUGGCUCUCUUGCUUUGCUGGAAGAAACCCCAAGCCUGUCAUUUUGGUGGAGAGCAUCAUGAGGAACACCAAUUCUUAUGCCAUGGAGCUUGACCAUAGCCUCAAACCUUGAGCUUUGGCAGAAGAUUGGAGAGGGUGGGAAAGUGGAGGGAAGGGAGGCUUGAAAAGAGGUACUAAGACUAGGCUAGUUGCUACCCACUUGCCAGCCAGUAGUGUAACCCAGUGUUUGCAUGCUUUUUAACUCACCAGUCAUUCAGUUUCAGUUUCCCUUAAGCCAGUGGCUAUUUGCAAAAUGCAUCAAGAACAAUAAUUCUCGGAAUUCUCUGGUGGUCCAUUGGUUUAAGACUCUGUGCUUCCAAUGCAGGGGGCGUGGGUUUGAUCUCUGGUUGGGGAACUAAGAUCCUGCAUUCUGUGCUAUGUGGCUAAAAAAUAAAUAAAUAAAAAUAAAGAACAAUAAUUCUCUCAAGUGUUUACCUAGCUGGUGAGUACCCACUAGCCCCCAAGUCCCAAAAUAAUACAAAAUAAGAAGAAAGAUCCUCAGUUGAAAAGUAACUGCACAUUCAAGCAGCUCUUCAGAGUUCUACAGCUCCUAUCACUUACCUCAGAGCUUAAAGUUUGGGUAAAAACACUUGUGCAGGAAAGGGCCAUGAGAUGGACAGGGCUGGUUCCUACCACUCUAUUCCUUUGGUCCUCCCCUGAUAUUAUUGCC